AAUGAAAGAGUAUGACGAUGUGACGUCAUCGCAACGCCCACUUCCGGAUUCUGAGGGAGCAGGAAAGCGGCAGCACACGAAAAGCGUCGUCAUGGGCAAAAGCUGCAAAGUGGUGGUGUGCGGCCAGGCUGCAGUCGGUAAAACCGCCGUCCUGGAGCAACUCCUCUACGCCAACCAUGUUGCAGGUUCAGAGCCCAUGGAGACCCUGGAGGACAUUUACAUCGGCUCCAUUGAGACCGACCGAGGCACCAGGGAGCAGGUGCGCUUCUACGACACCCGUGGCCUCCGGGACGGCGUGGAGUUCCCUCGCCACUACUACAGCUUCGCCGACGGCUUUGUGCUGGUCUACAGCAUCGACAGCAAGGAGUCCUUCAAGCGCAUGGAGGCCCUCAAGAAGGACAUCGAUCGGCACAGGGACAAGAAGGAGGUGACCAUCGUGGUGCUAGGCAACAAGCUGGACAAGCAGGACGAGAGGAGGGUGGACGCCAUCAUGGCGCAGAACUGGGCCAAGAACGAGAAGGUGCGCCUGUGGGAGCUGUCGGUGGCGGACCGCCGCACGCUCAUCGAGCCUUUUGUGUACCUGGCCAGCAAAAUGACACAGCCGCAGAGCAAGUCCACCUUCCCCCUCAGCAGGAACAAGAACAAGGGCAGCGGGCCGACAGACGGCUGAACAGGCGGACACGUUCGUAUGUACAGUAUCAUGUUUGAUUUAUGCACAGCUUCUUUGCGUUGCAAUUCACACCGAGGUAUGCGAGCACAGUUGGGAUCAUGUCAGCAUCUCAUUGUCUGACUUUCCACAUAAACAAUGACAUUCUGAUCCCGCAGAUUAAACUACCGCGGCUGUAUUUGCAUGUAUUUCAAGAUGUAUGUAUAUGAUACAGGCAAACUAUGUACACCUGUAGAUGUGCCAACAAUAGGCAUGGAGAUGUGUUACACUGCUGCUACUGCUUUGUACAGGCAUUGGCUGUUAAACCUUUCAAAUAUUGGAUUCACAACAAGCCUUAUUCUGAGAAUAUUGCUGAAUGGCACCAAAUAUAAGCACCUCCUGUUUUUUUUAAUUUCCUUAGAAAAGUGUGAUUUUGUUGAUAUUGUCUUAAAAAUAUAAUCUGUCAAAUUGAAUUUAUGUCUUAAUAUCGUUUUACGACUGCUCAACCAGUAUUUGUUGGCAUGUACGGUAAAAAGAAUAAAAUACAUGUGCCUAA
Molecule: messenger RNA, 1202 nt
Organism: Nerophis lumbriciformis (worm pipefish)
Lineage: Eukaryota; Metazoa; Chordata; Actinopteri; Syngnathiformes; Syngnathidae
Gene: nkiras2
Product: NFKB inhibitor interacting Ras-like 2
Biological process (GO): negative regulation of canonical NF-kappaB signal transduction; Ral protein signal transduction
Molecular function (GO): GTPase activating protein binding; GTP binding; GTPase activity
Source: RefSeq, a predicted model, not a curated record